AUGUCAGGAACCAAAUCAGAAUCAUCGAAUGCAGUAGUUAAAUAUCCAUGGUGGUAUGGAGGUGUAGGAGGAAUCGUUGCCUGCAUCAUUACUCAUCCGCUAGACCUCGCAAAAGUGCGACUACAAACAGCAGCCCGUCCUAAACCAACACUAUUCUCCAUGAUCCAGAGAAUACUAAAGAAUGACGGCCCACUUGGUCUCUACUCGGGUCUUACCGCAUCAAUUUUGAGACAAUGCACCUACACAACAGCUAGAUUUGGGUGUUAUGAUUUCAUAAAAGAGAACCUGCUUCCUGCAGAUAAGUUGAACAGCACUCUGUAUCUACUUCCUUGUUCAAUGAUCAGCGGGGCCAUUGGAGGAUUUGUUGGAAACCCUGCUGAUGUUGUCAAUAUUAGGAUGCAAAAUGACUCUGCUCAUGAGCCUCAUCUAAGAAGGAAUUAUAAGAAUGCAAUCGACGGAGUGACAAGAAUUUUUAAAGAAGAAGGGGUUAGAAAGCUGCUCACAGGCCUUGGGCCUAAUUUAGUGCGGGGUGUCUUAAUGACAGCUAGUCAGGUUGUGUCGUAUGAUGUAUGCAAACAUAAUCUGGUCACAACGUUUGGCUUCGACGCAUCCGAAAAGAAAACUCAUUUCACUGCGUCCUUGGUUGCUGGUCUUGUGGCCACGACCAUAUGCUCACCUGCUGAUGUUAUUAAAACGAGGAUCAUGAAUGCUCAUCAGCACCAUGAGAGUACGCUCAAAGUACUCUCGUCUUCCAUUCGAAAUGAAGGGCUUGGCUUCAUGUUCAGAGGUUGGCUUCCAAGCUUCGCAAGAUUGGGUCCUAACACAAUUCUGAUUUUUUUGGUAGUUGAGCAACUAAGAAAGUAUGAAAUCGGCAUGCAUCAACAUUUCUAA
Torulaspora delbrueckii is the source of this 891-nucleotide messenger RNA. RefSeq lists its product as uncharacterized. The record is from RefSeq and is a predicted model, not a curated record. Lineage: Eukaryota; Fungi; Ascomycota; Saccharomycetes; Saccharomycetales; Saccharomycetaceae. Gene Ontology annotation, molecular function: succinate transmembrane transporter activity; sulfate transmembrane transporter activity; antiporter activity. Gene Ontology annotation, biological process: malate transmembrane transport; thiosulfate transport; phosphate ion transmembrane transport. The coding region runs from base 1 to 891 and encodes 296 amino acids. The transcript has a single exon.